Molecule: messenger RNA, 2452 nt
Organism: Aegilops tauschii subsp. strangulata
Lineage: Eukaryota; Viridiplantae; Streptophyta; Magnoliopsida; Poales; Poaceae
Product: L-type lectin-domain containing receptor kinase SIT2
Biological process (GO): protein phosphorylation
Molecular function (GO): protein kinase activity; carbohydrate binding; ATP binding
Source: RefSeq, a predicted model, not a curated record
AGGACUAGUCUUACGCUGACAUAUUCAAGAUCCAUCCAUAGCCGUUGGAGUAGCAUUCCAGUACGUAUGUCCUUAUCAUAUCUCUGUGUAGUAAUCUGACUUUCAGCAUGCUCAACGGCACAUUCAUGCACCAACUGCACAACCACCAUCUGUGCCGUGCAGUGUACACAACCACUACACCGUUAAAGUCUAGCGCAUGAUCACAAACGAAGCAAAUUUUGGUUAGUCUAUGAUUCCGUCAUACUACCGAUUUUUGUCCAGGAAACUAUGGCGCCGGCGGCCCUUCUUCUGCUCAUACUCCUGCUGUUGAGCCGUGACGGCGAGGUGGCCUCGUCGCAGGACGAUGCCCAGUUCGCCUACCAAGGCUUCGCCGGCGCCAACCUUACCCUGGACGGCCUCGCCGCCGUCAUGCCCGGCGGCCUGCUCGCGCUCACCAACUUCACGCAGCAGACUAAGGCCCACGCCUUCCACCCCGCCCCGCUCCGCUUCCUCGGCGGCUCGGCCAACGCCACGGCGGUGCGCUCCUUCUCCACGUCCUUCGUCUUCGCCAUCGUGUCGGGCUACGACGGCCUCAGCGACCACGGGCUCGCCUUCGUCGUCGCCCCGACCACCAACUUCACCACCGCCAACUCCGGCCAGUACCUCGGCCUCCUCAACACCACCAACGGCACCGCCAGCGCCCCCAUCUUGGCCGUCGAGCUCGACACCAUCCUCAGCCCCGAGUUCCGCGACAUCAACAGCAAUCACGUCGGCAUCGACGUCAACAGCCUCGUGUCGCGGCAGGCCCAGCCGGCUGGCUACUACGACGACGACGGCGGCGGCGCCCUUCGGGACCUCAGGCUUAACAGCCGACAGCCCAUGCAGUUGUGGGUGGACUACGACGGCCAGUCCAAGCGGCUCGAGGUGACGUUAGCGCCCGUGCAGGUGCCCAAGCCCAGGAGGCCUCUGCUCUCCGAGGCCAUCGAUCUCUCCACGGUCAUGGCGGACGCCAUGUACGUCGGCUUCUCGGCGUCGUCGGGAGUCAUCUCGGGGCAUCACUAUGUGCUCGGAUGGAGCUUCAGCUUGGACGGGCCUGCCCCGCCUCUUGAUUUCUCCAAGCUUCCUGCCCUGCCACGCCUGGGACCCAAGCCUCGGUCCAAGGUACUGGACAUCGUGUUGCCGCUGGCUAGCGCGCUGCUCGUCGCAGCGGCGCUGGCUGCGGUCUUCUUCUUUCUCUGGCGUCGGCGCCGGUUCGCCGAGGUGCGUGAAGGCUGGGAAGACGAGUUCGGCCCCCACCGAUAUGCAUACAAAGAUCUGCAUCGUGCCACUGAUGGGUUCAGGGAAAAAAAUUUACUUGGCGUCGGAGGGUUUGGGAGAGUGUACAAAGGCCUGCUUUCUGAAUCCAAUUUGGAGAUCGCCGUGAAGAGGGUGUCGCAUGAAUCAAGGCAGGGACUGCGGGAGUUCGUUGCCGAGGUGGCGAGCAUUGGCCGUCUCCGGCACCGGAAUCUCGUGCAGUUAUUGGGCUACUGCCGGCGCAAGGACGAGCUUAUCUUGGUGUAUGACUACAUGUCAAAUGGCAGCCUUGACAAGUACUUGCACGAUCCAAACAUGCCCGCCAUAUCUUGGCCUGAAAGGUUCUCGAUCAUCAAAGGGGUUGCAUCAGGCGUGCUGUAUCUCCACGAGGAUUGGGAAAAGGUUGUCAUCCACAGAGAUAUCAAGGCAAGCAAUGUGCUCUUGGAUGAACAGAUGAAUGGAUGCCUCGGCGAUUUUGGCCUAGCAAGGUUAUACGAUCAUGGAACCGUCGCUCAAACAACCCAUGUUGUUGGCACCAUGGGAUACCUUGCACCAGAGCUUGUGCGCACCGGGAAGGCAACACCCUUAACCGAUGUCUUCGCAUUCGGUGUCUUUCUCCUAGAGGUUGCAUGUGGACGACGACCGAUCGAGCGUGGCAAGCGAAACAACCCUAUAGUGAUGAUUGAUUGGGUGCUUGAGCACCACCGCAGUGGAUCGUUACUCAAGGCGGUGGACCCACGACUAACGGGAAAGUUUGACACAGAGGAGGUUACCCUCGUGCUGCAACUAGGUUUGUUGUGCUCGCACCCAUUGCCUGAUGCAAGGCCUAGUAUGCGAAAGGUUACACAAUACCUAGAUCGUGGGCAGUCGGUUCCUGAUCUGUCGCCGACUUACAUGAGCUACAGCAUGUUGGCGCUGAUGCAGAAUGACGGCUUCGAUUCGUACAUUAUGUCGUACCCUCCAUCAGCGACUAGUACUGCUGCGGUGUCUUAUGGGUCUUCGAUGACCUUUCUCACCGAGGGCAGAUGAAGUUGUCUGUAUGUGUUCAACUUCUUUUUGAUGUUUCAUUUAGAAGAAGCUUAUCUCUGAGGCCGGGUAAUAAUUAAUUUGUGAUCCUAUCUUUUCUUUUUGAUACAGUGGACUUUGAUUAAUAAAGUUUGGCCUUACCCCUAAAAAAAAA